Sclerotinia sclerotiorum 1980 UF-70 is the source of this 294-nucleotide messenger RNA. RefSeq lists its product with no specific name. The transcript has 2 exons. The record is from RefSeq and is a predicted model, not a curated record. NCBI's taxonomy places the organism in Eukaryota, Fungi, Ascomycota, Leotiomycetes, Helotiales, Sclerotiniaceae. The coding region runs from base 1 to 294 and encodes 97 amino acids.
AUGGAUAACAUUCGAUAUAUCCCUAAGAAAGAUGAGAGAAGUGUCUCGGGAAUUGAAGAGUUUUAUGAGUAUUUUCCUGGAGGUUCACUGGCUCAGAAGUCCAUAGUUCAUUGCAUGCCUCGCGUGAGGGAUGUGACUUUACCAUGGGAUGACGAGCACCGAGUAGAGUAUAUGGUGGAAGAAGUAGGUCUACCAAAGCUAUACGAUGGGUGGGAUUUGGGUCAGCGGACGAACGUGGAAAUUGAAACGUCGGCGAUGGAGGUGAAGGAUGUAAAGAGCAUGCUCGAGUUGUAA